Molecule: messenger RNA, 4590 nt
Organism: Schizophyllum commune H4-8
Lineage: Eukaryota; Fungi; Basidiomycota; Agaricomycetes; Agaricales; Schizophyllaceae
Exons: 6
Coding region: 445-3936 (1163 amino acids)
Biological process (GO): nuclear-transcribed mRNA catabolic process, nonsense-mediated decay
Cellular component (GO): telomerase holoenzyme complex
Molecular function (GO): telomeric repeat DNA binding; protein binding; telomerase RNA binding
Source: RefSeq, a predicted model, not a curated record
CGAGGGCGGCGCCCCAGACAAGGGGGCGCGCACGUUACACGUGCAGCAGCGGCCCUGGCAUUGAUCCGGCGGGGCAACUGCUCACGUGGCGAAGGCCGGGAGCUGCGACUCACGCCGGAGCUGCGAGCUGCGUGCGACUGCGCACUAUAGAUAGUAAUCUGCGAGGGUCUGUGCGUCGAGCAGGGGAGGGAGAGAGGUCGUACAGGACGUAGGGCAGGAUGUGCAGCGCGAAGGGACAGCAGAAAUGGCGCUGGAGUGAGUUGCCGGAAUGUGAGCCGAACGAGAUGUCGGGUGGUGGCAGUACCGCGUGGGAAUGGUCACACUGAUCGAGAUGCGCAGUCGAUGUAGGAGGAGUGCUGCGGGCGAAGCCAGCUCGCAACCUGCCCUCUCAAAUUCUCGACGCGGGCUCUCCUUCCUGCACUCUACUUCUCUCAGACGUCCACCAUGAGCGCCAUCGACCCGCCGCGCACGUCCAGGAAGGGCAAAGAACGCGAGGUCCCCGCCCCCCGCGACGGCCAGAAAGAAAUACAAGUCACCGAUAUUGACAAGCGCCUCCUCGCCUUCCAGAGGCGCACUGCAGGGCCGAUACGCAAAGAGCGUGCGGACCGGGCAGAGCGCCCCGCUGCGCCCGCGCGUGCCGACAGGUCCGACAAGUCCCCCAAAUUACCAUCCUCCUCCUCGCAGAAGGCUCCCCCGACCACGUCGCCACGCCGCCAUCAUCAGGCGCCGAACGUCGUCGUGCAACCUCCCGAAGCUGACCCGGACGACUUCUCCCGUCGUCUCAAGAUCACAUCCUCCCCCAGCCCCGGUCCCGGGCGCGUGUCUACCGCGCACAACCACAGUCCAAAGCUCUUCAACCCCGACCGGGAUCCCAUUCCUAUCCGGCGCACUGCAGAGCCCGACACUCUUUCGGAUUCUAGUAGCUCUUACGUCCCGCGUGGUCCGCAGCAUCGCGGCCACAAUCGCGACGCAGGUGCACGCCAGCUCUUCGACCACAAGAAGGACAAUCCCAUCCUCUUCUCCGUCCUCGCGCGUCCGCCCGGCAGCAAAGUCCCGACGCCCCAAUCGUCGAUGGACCAUUUCUCCGCCUCCUCGGCAUCCUCCUACGCCCCUUCCAUCUCCUCAUCCUUCACCCUAUCGUCUACCACCGACGGUUCUUCGAAUUCUUCCGCCCUUUUCGAUGGUAAGAGUGGUCAUCGUGACGACUCCAGCAACAACCAGUUCGGUGCUCAGCUUAAGCGCCUCUAUCGCAACAUCACCGACCUCGAGGCGAAGGUGAAACAAGAUGAGAUGGAAGAUGCGACGGAGAGCAACAGUCGUAUACGCCUGAAAGGCAAGGAUGCUGCCUCGAGCGAAGACGCUGAGCAUGAGAAGUGGCGUCGGCAGAUUGCUGAUCACAAGCGACUCAUCGACAGGAUGCACGACAUGCUCCAAUUGACGCUCAAUCCCAACGUCCCUGCAUCUCUGCGCAACAUACCCAAGAAAUACAACCUCAUCGCGCGCCUUUGGAUGUUCGGCUUUCACCGUCUCUUGGAGAACUUACGUGCCGCCUCGUUACGUUCGCCCGUGGCCAUGGAACACCUGCAAGACUUCAUCCUUUUCGCCUAUACGUACUACACCGGACUCUACGAGGAAACGACCGUUGAGGCUUUCCGCAGCGAGUGGCUUGAGGCCCUCGGCGACAUUGCACGAUAUCGCAUGGCAGUCGCCGCCAUGGUUAACCGCAGCACGGGCAGCACGCCCGCGGCCUUGACCUCGGCAGCACUAUCCGAAGCGUCGAAAACUUCUCCGGACGGCACUCUCGCACCUCCUCCAGCGGCACACGCCAAGUCCGUCAGUGACGCGCCCGCUGCGCGCAUCGACGACUCACCGUCACCGAGCAUCGGUGUCGCUGCCGCACGUCUGCUCGAGCUCGAGCCGGAGAAGGAGCGGUGGCGGAUGAUUGCGCGCGAGUGGUACGCACUCGGCUUGUCCGAGCAACCGGGCAAUGGCAAGUUGCACCACCAUUUGGGUCUCCUGAGCCGCGAGGCGGAAGGGGAGGAACUGCGCAGCAUGUACCAUUUUAUCAAGAGUCUGUGCGCCCUCCACCCGUUCUCCACGACGCGCGAGUCGAUUCUUCAGGUCUGGAGCCCGCAGGCGCAAGCGCGCCGUGCGCAGCCCGAUGCGCGCGUCCCGGAUUUGUUCGUCCUGGUCCACGGCAUGCUUUUCACCAACAUCCAAAUGGACGACUUCCAGCCUUCGCUCGCCCGCCUACUCGAGAGGCUGACCAUCGACGGCGCCGAGGAGCGCGAAUGGAUCAUGAUGGCCAUCUCCAACAUUGGCGCCCUUCUCGAGUAUGGCAAGCCGACCGGUCUUCUCCGCAAAGCAGGCGCUGUGCGAACUCGUGAAGCUGUCGGUGCUGGCAUGAGCGCGGCAUCAGUUCGUCUUGCGAAGCGUGCCGCUGAGGAGGAUCGGAUGGAAGUCGACGACGAGCAGACGUCGCCUAACCUUACGGAGGCCGAUGUCGCGCAGGAGCUCCCCAUGGCAUUCUCCUAUGCCGUACAGCUCACCUUCUCCAUGCUUUCCGUUGUCCUUCGCCAGCCCAUCCGCAAGCCGACGAUGUUCGCCAGGAAGUCCCUCAACCCCUACCUGUCCAUCAUCCUCACCUUCUUACCCACCAUGCUCCGGAACGACAAAGCGCAGCAGCUUCUCGAGCGCCACAUACCGUGGACCGAGCUCGCUGCGUUCUUCCAGACUGUGCCUCGCAGUGUCAUGGAGGCGCAACAUCUGCUGGCGCGCGCUGAACCGGCGGAGCCUCACUGGACACUCCUGACAAGCGGCUGUGCGCCGCCCCUCGCCGAGGACUGGUGCCUCCGUGGUAUGGAGUGGGUUGCGCGCAAGGUCUGGGAGCGCGGCUACUGGAAGAGCGGCGAGGAUCGCCGCCCCGAGCUCGAGAUUCUGGAUGCGCAGGAGGCGGAGGCGGCACUCGAGGAUGGUCGCAUCGAGGAUGACGAGGAGGCCGCCGGCCAUCAGAAGGCGGACGGCCAGCGGUGGACGCGCGUCAUCCGUGGUGCUGUCGAGCUCUCGAAACAGAUUCGGGGGCUGACGUGGGUGCGGGGGACGAGGGAGUGGAGGAUAGAGGGUGAGCUCGCGGAGAAGACGGCAAGGUGGCGCGAGGAGGAACGCCUGGAGAGGGAGGCGGAGGCGCGUCGUUUGGCCGGUGCGAGGUGGAACGACGACUCGAUGGAGGUGGACGACGAGGGUAGCGACGAGUUCUCGGAGGAGACGGAUGACGAGUCCGAGUCCGAGCAGGUGAAGGAGCUCAAGGCUCGCCGCAAGCAGCUGGAGAGCAUUCUGUCUGCACGCCACCACCCUUGCGCUCAGCCAUCAAGACCCCGUCCUCGCCGUGGACAGACGGCGCGUCAACCCCUCAAGAUCGCUCCGGGAUACACCGUCCUUGUCGUCGACACCAACAUUCUCCUGUCGACCCUGGCGGGCUUCCGCGCCCUCGUCGAGUCUCACAAGUGGACGAUCGUCGUGCCGCUCCCCGUCAUCAUGGAGCUCGAUGGCAUGGUCUCCGGAGGAUCUGAGCUCGCUGGCCCUGCGUCGGAGGCCGUCGAGUACAUCGCGUCGACCGUUCGCGUCCACGGCGUCUCGCUCAAGGUGCAGACGACGCGCGGCAAUUACCUCGCUACCCUCAGCAUCAGGACGGAGGAGGUCGACUUCGCUGGCGCCGAGCGCAGUAUGGACGACCUUAUCCUCAAGGCGGCGCUUUGGCACCAAGCGCAUUGGGCCGACAGGUCAGCCUUCCUCCAAGGCAGCCAGGUCGAGGACGCACAGGCGGAGAAGGUUGUGCUCGUUACGCUGGAUCGUAAUCUGCGUCUCAAAGCUCGCUCGAGAGAGCUUCCUGCGGCAAGCGAGCGCGACCUCGCGGGGAUCCUCGCCGCAGCGACAUGAGGUCAAUGACGAUGAACCUCCACGUCUCUGCAUCGUGCCACAGGGCACGACAUCGCCGCCAUCGCCGGCGCGCAAUCAUGGGCGGCGCGUGUGGGAGCGGGAGACAGACGCGUCUACAGGCAUCUCCCCCUCGCGGCCGGCAUACUAGAGCUUUGGGACGCACGCCUAACCCCGUUCCCCUUCGCGUGCGUGCGUCCCGGUCUGCGCGCUGCUGUGCACUCGCCCGCCGCCGUCGUUGCGCACGACGGACCAGCAUACCCCCCACCCCGCCUCCCCUCCAGUCUUGCAUACCCUCCGGUCUCACGUUUAUACCUCGAAAGCGAAAGCGAAACUAACACGCCACGGACGGGAUCUCUGCGUACCUAGAAGGACGAUGGGUGCGGCGUGGGGUUGGACCGCUUCCGGUCCCUUCCCUGCGGCGCGCGUCAUGGACUGUCUUGUCUGGUUCUUUGCUCUAUUUACACACGAUCUGCAUUGCACUGUCCCUUCCCCCUGGCUUAUCAUCAUCUCGAUGCACACACCAUCCUUUGACUUUUGAUUGACUAUUACUUAUUGGCUGCCUGUUGUAUCGCUCGUCGUUCGUUUAGUUCUUGUAUUCAUUGUGUAAUAUCUAAGGCUUGAAAUGGGAGAUAAUGCGGGUGACGUGGAUGCAGA